AAGCGAGCCAGAGGUCUUCGGGAUUUGGCCGCAGAUGCGCACUGUGGCUGCAGGAGGACGCAGCGAGAGCGCUGAGUGACAUUUGAAUCCGGUGGAAAUGGGGUCUGGAUGCUCUUUGGAGGGACUUUACACUGGGAAGUUCGGAUGGAAGCGGUGGGACGUUUGUUUUUAGAUGUGGUAUCAAGCUGCAGCUGACCGCACACUUUAUCUGGCUACUGAUGUGUUCUGUAAGCAGACAGAGGAUUCCUGAGAUUACAUUGGGUUUGGGGCUAAAACAGAACAAGCAGAAGAGAAUCAGUGACUACACCACUGCACUGAGGAAUUAAGGUACAACUACCUCUUCAUCAGUGCAGCUCAGAUGAUGUCAAAUCUAUUUUACAAGGUCAGAGGGCAAAUGUCUGUCCCAGAGAGCAUUUGCCUAAAAUGUCUCAUCUUUCAUCAUUUAUCAGAAGAUAAAUUGAUGGAGACUUUUUGCAGUGAUGGAGAACAGGAGCCUCAUAGAAACUAGUGGAUAAAAUGUAGCAAGACUCUUCAGUAUGACAUAAGCACAGAACCCCCUCCUCCCCAAGCACACACUCACUUUCAGGGAUGGAUCCCAUGAACUUUACAACUGUCAUCGACAAUGGGUUUGUGGACGAGGCGCCAUCGAGUCGUGUCCUAACUGGUUGUUUUCUCUCGCUGCUCAUCCUCACCACCUUGCUGGGAAACACUCUGGUUUGCGCGGCCGUCACCAAGUUUCGCCAUCUGCGUUCUAAAGUGACCAACUUUUUUGUGAUCUCGCUGGCCGUGUCCGACCUAUUGGUUGCCAUCUUGGUGAUGCCCUGGAAAGCAGUGACGGAGAUCGCCGGAUUCUGGCCGUUUGGCUCUUUCUGCGAUACCUGGGUGGCUUUUGACAUUAUGUGCUCCACGGCCUCAAUUUUGAACCUUUGCGUCAUAAGCCUGGACCGCUAUUGGGCCAUCUCCAGUCCUUUCCGCUAUGAGAGGAAGAUGACACCCACAGUGGCCUAUAUUAUGAUCAGUGUGGCCUGGACGCUGUCUGUCCUCAUUUCCUUCAUUCCAGUGCAGCUCAACUGGCAUAAAGCCCAAACCAAAUCUUACACUGCUCUUACUGGGUCCUCUGUUUCACCGGCAUCAAACGCUACAUCUUACCCAGAGAACUGUGACUCAAGCCUGAAUAGGACCUACGCCAUCUCCACCUCUCUUAUAAGCUUUUACAUCCCUGUGGUCAUCAUGGUGGCCACCUACACACAGAUUUACCGCAUUGCCCACAGACAAAUCAGGAGGAUCUCUGCUCUAGAGCGGGCAGCCGAAAGUGCCAAAAACAGACACGACAGCAUGGGCAGAGGUUCCAGCAUUGCAGACUCAGAGAGCUCCUUCAGGUUGACAUUCAAGAGGGAGACAAAGGUGCUGAAGACGCUGUCAGUUAUAAUGGGGGUGUUUGUGUGUUGCUGGCUCCCAUUUUUCAUCCUCAACUGCAUGGUGCCCUUCUGCGAGCAGUCGAGCGGAGGGGAGGCUUUCCCCUGCAUCAGCCCCACCACGUUUGAUGUGUUCGUGUGGUUCGGCUGGGCUAAUUCCUCCCUAAACCCCAUCAUCUAUGCCUUCAAUGCGGAUUUCCGGAAGGCCUUCUCCAUCCUGCUGGGAUGCCACAGACUGUAUCCAGGAGGCCACGACAUAGAGACGGCCAGUCUAAACAAGAAAUGACUCACAGCUCUCUCACAGCACUGACUCAUCCCUUAAUUCUUAAAACAGUCCAAGAGGUCCUGUUGCAGCCGGUCUGAUUGACUUGAAAUGCAAAGACUGCUUUCGUGCGCUAACUCUUAUUUUGACUGAAGGGUACGACGACCCCACAUGCACCCAUGUUUGCAUUAGGUGAAUGGUCUGCCUUUGUGAUGUCUACCAUAGCGGGCUUGCUGUGCUCGCCAUUGUCCCUACACUGUCUUCAGAACGGAGAAGCUCCCGAUAGAGGAGAGAGGAUUUGGGAUUGAGAUUAAAAUCCGCCGCUGUAGCAACAGGGAUCUGGGAGAGCAGCGGUGCUGACAAGCUCUUGGGAUAGAUAAUCCCAUGACUGGGCAGCACACACCCUAAUGAUGUCAGACACUGCUCUCUUCUAUAUCAUCAAACACACACACACAAACAAACACUGUCAAAACAUGCUCCCCAAAAUACCAUGUAGCACCCAGCAUGCACACUACAACAACAAAUUCCAUGACAGCACACAGAAACACUGUUAGUCUUUACACUGACAUUUCAGGACCUGCAAAGACUCCAGCAGUAAAGCAUCAAGCCAAAUUAUGUUGAACAUAUGUACAGGUAAAGUACAUCCACAAGUGACUUAAUAUUACAGCUAGAAUGAAAAGUGAAUAGAUUCAAGUGUAAAAGGAAAUCCCUGAGAAGUGGAGACGUAAAAAUGUGAUCUGAAUCCGUAUAGGAUGCAGAGAUGGGGAAAAACAAGCCGACUGCCUCGUUACUGAUUGAAAUGUUAUUUAUAAAUCAUCCACAUUUGGAAUCAUUAUAACUUUAAACCAAAUUUACAAACUUGUGACCUCAGAAAUGACACCAGUCAGUGACAACAUUAAAACCAUUCGCCUAAUAUUGUGUAACACUUUGGGCCCUGUGGGUUGUGAGUUGGGGCAACGGUGGAUUGCAUCCUGGAGAUGCUCGACUGAAGAUCUGCUAAGUUCGGAGGCCAGGUCAGUGCCUCGGGCUCUUCUUGUGUCGAGUCAUCACUGAGCAGUUUUGCAGGGUGGAGGGGUGCCUUGACCUGCUGUAUUCAGGGAAUAAAUUGCCACUGGAUUGUGUUUGUUCUGCCGCUAUGUUCAUGUGGGAGGAAUAUGUCAAAGUAACAUCUAGAUAAGUGUUUGAGCCCAAAGUUUCCCUGCAGAGCAUUCCAUUUUUACCAGAUAAAGAAUGUUAUUCAUUUUACCUGUUUGUGGUUUUAAUGUUGUAUCCAAUUGCCUGAUUUGUCCAGUGCUUGAAAGUGUUUAUUGGCAGAAGACAGUAUUGUACCUGCUAUGGAUGGGAUUAUUAUGGGAUUAUGGGUUCUUUAUGUGAAAAUUGAAAUGGGUUGGUGUAAUGUUGUUUUAUGUUCCUGUGAAAUUUAACAGAAAUACAGUGUCAACUGGUGACACUUCUGUUGUGCCAUAAAUUGCAUAGUGAAAGCACAUCUAAAUGACAAUUGUGUCAUUUUUUGUGACUGUUAUUUAAAAUGGGUCUUGUUCUCACUGAUUUUGUCACUGUUGUUAUUGGUUUGGAUACAUUACUGAAUUUCUCAGUGAACUCCAACAAGGCAAUAAACACAAGAUGCCAGACAAUCAGCCAGCCUACAGUUUAGAGCAUUACAACUACUGCUUUUCUGAGUUAAACCUAACAAGACGGACAAUGCAAAAAAGCAACUUGUGGCACAAGACGGGCAACGGGACUCACAUACAAAAUAUAAGUUAGAAAGAAACAGAGGGACACCAUAAUUUGUAAGAAUUAAUUAAAAACCACACAACUCUAUUGGGAAAUAAAAGUCCACUUAUCAGCUAUGCUACUUCACUUGAAACAUAAAUGAAUUUUGGUGUAAUAAAGAUGCCUUUUAAAAAAAACUUAUUACAUCAUACCAUUCAAGUUGCUAGUUUGACACGAAAUGCAUUAGACCACAGUUUAAAUUGUGCUUUAGACUGAUUUUUACAUUUAUUUACGGCUGUACUUAAACUCUGCAAAUUUAAUAAUAUGUUUUCUAUAUCAAAUGUAUCUUUUCAUUUCCAAUAAAGCCCCCCAAAAAUAAAAAAUCAGUAAUCAUCAGAAGAAUUUUGCUCAUAAAAGAUGAAUAAACAAGACAAAUCUUAAUUAUUAUUAUCUGUAUUAUUUUAGUGAGGCCACUAUGUUCCCAUAUAAUGAAUAA
This is a messenger RNA of Oreochromis aureus, 3886 nucleotides long. Its product is annotated as D(1) dopamine receptor-like. Gene Ontology annotation, cellular component: membrane. Gene Ontology annotation, biological process: adenylate cyclase-activating adrenergic receptor signaling pathway. Lineage: Eukaryota; Metazoa; Chordata; Actinopteri; Cichliformes; Cichlidae. Bases 589 to 1701 code for a protein of 370 amino acids. Gene Ontology annotation, molecular function: G protein-coupled receptor activity. The transcript is spliced from 3 exons. The record is from RefSeq and is a predicted model, not a curated record.